This is a messenger RNA of Staurois parvus, 293 nucleotides long. The record is from the annotation of a GenBank genome assembly. NCBI's taxonomy places the organism in Eukaryota, Metazoa, Chordata, Amphibia, Anura, Ranidae.
GACUCAUCGUGUGGUAAUUAGAUCCAGGUGGGACAUCCAGCCGUCCAGCAGCAAACUAUGUCUAUAGGAUCAGGAAGUAGAGUCCAGGAUGUGCCUGUGAAGGGGGCGUCUGAAGAAGGAGCCUAUUGAGCAUGCUCCGAAAUGCAUUACCGCCCCCUUCACCUGCUACAUCUGACUCUGCUCUCCAAGCAUCAUUUUUGAUGCACAGGCACAUCCUGGACUCUACUUCCUGUUCCUAUAGACAUAGUUUGCUGCUAUACGGCUGGAUGUCCCACCUGGAUCUAAUUACAACA